CUCCCUCAAAACAUUGAUAAACCGGUCUCCCUGCGUAAAUAUGUGACAAGAGCAUGACUUAUCAACGUAGGAAAGCGGUUUGCAUUUUUUUGCAGUGUGCUGUGUUUAUUUUAACAAUUGUGUUAACGACUCAAACUAAAUCGGAAAAGCAAAAUGAUUCAAAUGCCUGUUUUUGCAAGCUGAAUGGUGAAGUAGACGACUGCACUUGUAAGGUUGAAAACCUUGAUACAUUGAACAAUGAGAAGAUAUUUCCCGUCCUCCAAAGCUUACUACAGAAAGACUACUUCAGAUACUUCCAAGUCAAUCUGAAGAAGCAUUGUCCAUUCUGGACAGAUGACAGCAGGUGUGCCAUGAAAGACUGCAGUGUGUCUACCUGUGAAGAGGAUCAAGUACCAGAAGGAUUAAAGAAUGGGGGCAGUAAGUAUGCUGCAGAAGCCCAAAAUGAAAACACAUGUGAUGAGGAACGAGAGUUAGGGGCCUUGGAUUCAACCAUCAGUGCUGAGAGCAAAGCUGCUUUCCAAAACUGGACCAAACAUGACGAUAAACUACAAACAUUUUGUGAAUUGGAUGAUGAUAAAUCUGCUGACAUGGAUCACGUCGACCUCCUGUUGAAUCCUGAGCGUUACACUGGCUAUAAGGGAGUUAGUCCCCACAGGAUCUGGAGGAGCAUUUAUGAGGAAAACUGCUUCAAGCCAAGUGGGAAAUUUCAGUAUGGUUCUCAGCAGUCACUCGCUGCAAUGUGCCUUGAAAAGCGAGUAUUCUAUCGUCUCAUCUCCGGUCUCCACACCAGUAUCAACCUACACCUGUGUGCCAAGUAUCUCUUUCCAGCUUCUCUCUAUAGUGCCCCCACUUGGGGCCCCAACCUCCAGGAAUUUACAAAAAGAUUUGACCCGGAUGCUACCAAAGGGCGUGGGCCACAGUACCUGAAAAAUCUUUACUUUACCUACCUGGUAGAACUGAGAGCAAUUGCAAAGGCAGCACCAUAUUUAGAACAGGAAGAUUUUUUCACUGGUGACUCAGAAGGUGACAAAGAUGUCAGAAAAGGGGUCAAAGAAUUCAUCAAGAUUGUGAAAUCCUUUCCAGACCAGUUUGACGAGAGUAAAUUGUUCCAGGGAAUACCAAUGGAAGCCUCUGAGCUUAAAGACGAGUUUCGAAAUCAUUUCCUCAACAUUUCCCGGAUCAUGGACUGUGUGGGCUGUGACAAGUGUAAACUCUGGGGCAAAGUUCAGAUUCAAGGAAUGGGAACAGCUUUGAAGAUUCUUUUUUCUGGAGAUUCCAUUGGGCCACUAUCUACUGUAGACGCUUUACAGAAACAGGAUUUCCAACUCAGGCGAACAGAGAUUGUUUCUCUUUUCAAUGGUUUUGGCAGACUGUCCAGCAGUAUUAAAGAAAUAGAGUUGUUUAAAAGAAUGCUUCAGUGACCCUUCAUCUUUCAUAGCAGUGCUUCAGUGAUAAUUUGAUUUGUGAAACUUCUUUUAAACUGGAAUUGGGGUGGUACUAUUUUUGCUAUGUUGAUGCUGCAGUAACACUUGUAACUGAAAGAUGAAGCUGUGAUGAUUUCUCCUGUUUUAUGUAACUGUAAGAAUCUCAUUGUUUUUGUCUCAGUGAGCCCUCAGGAGGUUAAGAAUCAUGGUAUUACAUUAUUGCUUGAUCUACAGUGCUACUUUUCAAAAGAUAGUUUUAAUUUUGCAUUUUUUAUUAGUUUAACAAAUAAAGGUAAUAUAAACAAUCUUUAAAAUAAUUUUUUUUUUUAGAUCGUUUAAAAAAAAAAUUUAAAUUACCUUUAUUCAGCAAAUUAUGGAUAUCAACAUAUAGGUACUUAGUGAGCUUAUGUCAUGGUGCGGCAUCCGUCAUCUGUCCAUCGUCAAAUUUUCAUUCAAAAGAUUUCUUUUCUAGAACCAAAAGGCCCAGAGGCCUUAUGUUUGGCAUCUUACAUGCUGGAUGAAGAGCUUCCUUAUUUGUGUAAAUGAAUGACCUUGGCUUAUAUACAGGGGUGAAAAUUUGUUUAAAACAAUUGAACAAGUUCUUCUGAAAACUGAAAAGGUUUCGAGUGAUGGCAUUUGGCCAGUGGUUUCUGUAAUGAAGGGCAGCCAACCUAGGGCAUUUAUAUUCAAAUGAAUGACGUUAAUAUAUAGAUGUUCCACCUUAAACUUGCAUAUAUUAUAACCAGGUGAGCAAUACAAGUCCAUUUGGCCUCUUGUUUCAUCAAAAAUGAUGUUGAUUUCAUGUUGUCAUGUAAGGUGGUUGUUUUGUUGAAGGAUAAAUAUAUAUUUGAUGAAUUCAGACAUUGACCAUCUGAUAUCAAGUGUAUCAUGAGAUGGCAGGAUAUUGAAAACCCCUCAGGUUAUCAGAGUAUUGUCUAUAUUUGGUUUAUAUUAUUUUAUAUAUACAUACUAUGUCUCUUUUUUUUGGCACUGGAGAUGGUCCAUACGCAUUAAAGUAUCUAAUAAUUUUAUUCUCUAAACUCACUGACUUCAUGUCAGAUUGAUCAGUUAAAGAAAAAAAAAAUUUUUUUUUUUUUUUUUUUUUUUUUUAAAUAUGUCAUUCAGAAUUUUUUUUUUGAAAAUAUUACUUUAGAUUUGGUCCUGUUAACAAAUCUUGAGAACCCAAAUAGUUUACCUAGACAUUAAAAAAUUAAGUUAGGCAAUAAGUUGAUUUAGUAUAGGUAAUUUGAGUUCUGUAGGUUUGAGAUCAGUUCAAGAUGUUCACCAUUUGUGUUUGAGAUUUACUACUAUGUGAAUUACCACUGGUGCUGGAUUUUUGUGUGAAAUAGCAUGUUAUUGCUACCUUCAAUGAUUUUCUCUAGUCAUCACAAAAUAAAUUUGUAACAAUUUUUAAGUUUUAAUAUAAAAAUAGGAUGAGAACAUUCAUGAAUAUACAAGUCUUUGUUAGGUAUUUUUUUUAUUGCAUUGACAUCAGGUGCACUUAGAUGAUUUUUACCUAGGUACUGGAAAUGGUCAUGCUAAAGCUUUUUUUUCUAAUUUUAAAUUAAUCAAUGUAUCAUCAAAAUAUUCAAUCGAAAACAUUUUUUCCCGACUAUAAAAAGCAACUGUCAAUCCCUGGGCCGGGGAAUGAUCUAUAUUUCUACUUUACAUAAUGUUGAUCCCAUAUGGAUUUCAGAUUAAUGAGGAAAUUUGUUGAUAAGGCUUCUUUCAGUUUUAUCGAUUCAAAUUCCAGACAAUGUUCUUUAAUUUUUAUUUAUUAUUUUAUUGCUGUUGCAAUACUUGUUAAAAUGUUGUAAAGAAAAAUGAUAAAAAAUUGUAUUGUCUGGAAGUAAUAUAUCCCAUGUUCUACUGAUUAAGUUUCUGUACAUGGUUAUCAUGACAGUAUAUACAGAAUCUUCUAGAUUUUUCCCCAUCAUUGUAGAUAAUUUGUUGUGAAGAUAUUUGCAGUAUUAGUUAUUUUAAAUAUGAUAUUUUGUGCAUAAAAUUUUGUUUGCAUGAGGUGGUAUUUUUAAUCAACAAGUUCAGAUUAAUUUUACCCAAAUAUUGCAAACAUUUUGAGGUCAGCUUAAGAAUAUGGCUUAGAGUGCAUUAAAAACUUUGGCGAUGGUCACUGUAAAAUGGUUUCUUCAUAAGAAACUUUCCACGUAAGUAAUUUAUGGUAAUUAGUGACACUGGCUGAGGAUACUGUUGUAUUCCUCUGUUAAGAGGAUUUUAAUUUGUUUACAACUUCGGCUAUCAGAUAGUUACUGGUUUUCCCCAUACAUCAGUUUAGACCAAACUUUUGUUUUUUAUCUUAGCAUUUACCACAAAAUUGACUACAUAUAGUCUUGUGAUCUACAAUUUUUAUGCCAGAAAUCAUGAUAUCAGACCUUUUCUUUUUAACAAUUUCAAUACUGUGAUGAUUUAAUGAGGAUUUGAGACCAGUUCUCAGUGUAUGUUUAGAUAUGGAUACAGAGGCAUUUGUUUUGCCUGUGUAAAUCAAUUAACUUAGCUAUGUCAGUGUUGGAGCCAGGCUCAGCCAUUCAGUGAUAUGACUCCCCCACGGUUGAUGGUGAUAUCUCAAGAUGACAUAUACAUUCUUUGGUGAUAUUGUGGCACACUGUCACUCUUGUGAAUUUAAUUACAUAAUGUAGUAAUUUAUUGAUUACCUGGUAAGAAGUGUAUAUGACUCUACAUUUUCCCCACUUUUUGUACAUUCCAUAUAUGUGCCCAUUUGUUUUUAAGGAAAAAUAUGUAUUUUUAAUUAGUUUGUAGAUAAAGUUGUGGCCUUUCUAAACCAAAACUUGAUCUAAAAACCUGUGUCAAUUUAACCAGGCUUCCUGCAAUAGGGUCUUAUAAUUAUGUGUAAAAUUCUUUUACAUAAUUGAAUGAGUUUUAUUGAGUACAAGAUACAAGAUAAAAGAAGAUUUAUUUAAAUUUGUAUACAUGUAUGUUAAACAAAGGACAUUAGCUCUGUAGAGCUAUUUCUACGACUGUGAAUACUUAUGAUUUCAUAUGAAUUAAUAGAUGUAUUUUCUCAAUGUGACAAUAUUCUGUAAAAUUUUACAUAUCUAUAUUAAGUAGGUCUCACAGUUCAGGAAGGGUUUUUUGUAAGGAAAAGAUGGGCAGGCACAAUUAACAAAUUAAAUUAUGUCUGUCAUGCUUCAUUAUUACAAUGGAUGUGUACAAAAACAUUAUUAACACUUGUCUACUUUAGUGUUGCAUUUGUUAAGCCAUAUUUUUUUUUGACCUUGUUGAAAGCUUGAGAAGAUGCGCAAAGUCUGGUUUGUUAGCUCACCUGGCCCAAAGGGCAAUACAACUCCUUCUCAAGAGCCAAGUAGCCUAGAGACCUGAUAUUGGGCUUGGUGCAAGCUGGGGUGUAGGGCUGCCAAGUUUGUUCCAAUGGAAGACAUUGUGUUCUUGAUAACCUUUGUACUUAAGACAUUAAACAACUUCCUGUCAAUAACAAAGGGCCUAGUGACUUGAUUUUAAGCCUGUAACUUGCUGAAGUGAAGAAAUACCAGAUUUGUUCAAAUAAAUUACCUUGACCUUCAUUCAAGUAUUCAAACAACUUCUUCUCAAAAACCAAGAGACCUUAUGUUGUGCAUGUUACAUGCUGUGAUGAAGGGCUACCUGCUUUGUGUAAAUGAAUGAUCUUGACUUAUAUCCAGGGUCUCGGUGUGGUCAUAUUUGUUUAAAACAAACAAAUUCAUCCGAAAACUCAAAAGGCUUAGACUGACGACAUGUGGCCAGUGAUGAAUUGCUGCCAACCGAGGGCAUUGAUAUUCAAAUGAAUGACCUAAUAUAUUUUCUAAAGUCGUUAAAGUCAAAGAUGUUUCAUGUUAAACUCACUUCUCAGAUUAAUGUCAGGUGAUUGAUACAGAACAAUUGGGCCUCUUGUUUACUUUAUGAAACUAUAAGACUUCAGUGAAAAUAGGUCCUGUUAUGUGAUAUAUUCGUUCAGAACAAUAAAAAGCGAAGAAAAAAAAAAAAAAAAAAAAACAAUCAAUGCACAAAUCUUAUAUUAUUCUUUUUUUCUUUAUUUUAUUCUUAUUUUUCUUUUAAAUUUUCUGAGUCUGUAAUGAAAAUGUAAAAAAAAUUCAACCACGAUGAAACAGAAAGAUUUUCUUGAUAGAAGGGGGAAAACUGAAGAAAAAAAAGCUAACUUGUUGAAUCGACAGAACAAUAGAUUUUUAUACUGAAGAAGGACUACUGUAACAUUGUAAUGAUUCAGCUUAUAGGAGAGUAAUUUUUGAAAAGUUAGUAUUGUACAUUCUGACCGAUCUGUUUUGUCUAGUAUUAAUAUUGUAUGACAAUAACAGUCUGUCUCAUUCUUAAUAUCGGGGGUAGUGGCAGCUAACACGAAAAUGGUAUUCUCCAUGUAAGAGCAAGUUUUUGUUUUUAUUACAAUAUUAAUAUUAUAGAAAUAAAAUUAUUCACUUCAUUCCUGAACAUUACAGUAUUUGGUGUAGGACCUGAAAACUAAAUUAGAGGUUACAGUAACCUGUAAAGUGUGAAAGAAAAUCUCUGAAGUUAUGUUGAUAACCCCCCAACCCACCAACCCCGCCUGCAUGACUUUUAUUUUCAAAGCUUUGUCACAGCCUACACACUAUUUGAGCUGAUCCCCGAGUUGUAACAUAUGAGUUUGUAUAUAAGUAUAUUGUUACAGUGUUUAUUACAUGGCCAUUCACCUAAUCAAUGUCUCUGCCUGAUGCUGUAUAGACAGCUGUGUAUAUUAGAGGAACGAAGUAUUCCGGAUCAGGUUUAUAACAACAGAAAUGAAGCAAAACUUUUAACUUAAAACUCCUGUCCAUAAAAAUGUAUACAGUUUUGGCAAAAUGCACCACACACCAAUAUGCUUAUUGAUACAGGUCAGAUUAUUUUACAGCCAAAGAUGAAAUUUUGUUCAAUGUGUGAAUAUUUUUGUUAAAUAUGUUUCACCUUCUUUGUAAUGUACCAAACAUUAUCUGUUUGGAAAUAUGUCUGUAUAUAUGAUUUAUUCAAAUAUAGGCUGUUCACUGGCCAGAUUUCAUUUGUUGGAGAGAUCUCCUGUUUUGUUACUUUAUGCUGCUUUGAUUGUUAAUGUGAAAGAUUUAUAAUUCUUGUUCAUUGUUAUGACUGUACAUCAAAGCUUACUCAUUGAUUUAUGAGGAAUUAUUUAAUUAUGUGUUUAAAAAUUGAAAUGGUUGUAAAAAUUAUUUCUUUAAUAUUCAUCGGUUCUAGUAACAUGACUUUUAUAACAUUUCUCUUUAAUCUGUUCUGCUCUCUGCACUUCAUUUUGCUAAUACUACAUUGAAGCAAUAUACCACCUUGCCACAAUUAUCUUCUAGAGUUAUCUCCCCUAGCAAUGUGAAAUAUAUAAGUACAAAUGUAUAUAACUAACUUACCUAACAAUUUCAGUUUUUUGGAGAGGUAAUUAUCAAGGUUAUUAAACUUGUUUGUCAUUCAAAUGUGCAAAGAAUCACCUUUCUUAACUUUUUCAGAAAAGGAGAUAGAUAUCUUUGUGGUUACUGUACAUUUACUGAUUGACAACAUUUUGCUCCCUGAAACUCAUCUUAACAUUUCAUCCUACCCUUCUUUUGUUUCUCUUUGAAUUCUGAAAGCAAUAUUAAUGGAACCUAUAUAAAUCAAGUGUGCAUUAAUUAUUUUGAAUAAAGAAAAUUAUUACAGUUGGGAAAACAUUAACAUGCAUUGUUUUUAAUCAUACUAUAAGUUGUUAAGUGUCUAUUUAAAAUAAUUGCAAAGAAUAGAUGAAAAAGACAGGGUAGGAAAAUUUACUUCAUUAUCUGCUUUCUGAAUAUUUGUUUCCUUACUAUUCUCAACAUAUUGAGAUUGUCAAUGAAAGUGUUGUGUGGAUAAAAAUAUUUAUGUAAAGUCAUUGGAAAAUGGCAUUGCUUUAAGUAUUAGGUGUGUUGGGAAGCAACCAUUAUUUAUGAAGUUUUACAUAUACAUUAUAAUAUACACAUUAAACAAUGCUACGCACCACCAUAUCUAUAUAGGCCUCAUCCUGGACAAGAACUGCAAUAAGUUUGUCAUCAAUGUUUAGGUUUUAUCUGUGAACAAUUUAAUUGAUUAUAAAAACUUAUAUUUGUCAGAUUUUUCUUCAAUGAUACAAAAGUAUGACUUCCAUUCCAUUUCACCCAACCCUCAAUUCAUCCCAGCCCAAAUUUCAUCCUAGCCCUGAUUUCACCCCAUAUCUAACUUCAUCCAAGCUCUUAUUUCACCCAAACCCUCACAUUUCAUCCCUGCCUCAUAUUCCCUCUGCCCUACUUGGUAAUUUCACCUCAACCUUCAUUUCAACCCUGCUUUCAUUUCAUUUCAAUCCCGUCCUCAAACCCUUAGGAGUCCACACACAUUUAUUUAGGAAUGCUCUAAUUACCAAUAUUUCAUAUCCCUGUCUUCUCCUUUUCUUCUUCUUCUUCUUCUUCUUCUUCUUUUUGCCCAAUUCAUCAUAAAAAUUCUUCAAAGCUUUUGAAAAAAUCUCUUCAAAAAUUUUUAAUGCUUAUCAUUUCCAUGUUUCAUGUACUCAUGUGAUUCAUACUUCAGAUUUUCUAAAUAUCGUCCUUGAAUUUAUACUGUACAUCCAAUCGUACUUUGGUCCAUGACUCAAAAGGUUACUGAUUAAUUUCCAAUGAUAUUCAUUGCUUUAACAGGUCUAUGGUUUCACAAACAUCAUUUUAAAAUAUUUUCUUUUUUAAUCAAGUCAUUUCCAGAUACAUUUUUCAAAAUGGAUUGAUUUACUAAAAUUUUUAUCUUUCAAAACUUGUUACAACAGUACUAAAUAUUGUUACUGUAGAUUAAACGUUGGAUACAGAGGUUAGCAGUUUUUCCUUUUUUUCUCUCUUCAAAUAUAUCUAUUGAAUGGUAAUGAAAUAUGGCAUCAACAAAGAUAUCUAAUGUAUUUCUGAUAAGGUCAUGCGAGUGUCUGAGGGUGUGUUUGAGGGUGUGUAUCUGAGGGUGUGUGCCAUUAAUUAUGGGCAUGACUUUAAUUCUGUAUAUUUAUUCAGAAACAAAAAUGUGUGAAUUAGGUUUUUCUGUAUAUAAAUUUUAUCUAUAGAUAAACCCAAGUCCUGGGAUUGAUAGAGGAAAUAUAUUCAAAACAAGAAAUAAUAGCAAAAUAUGAUUGAAUAUCAUUGUCUUUCAUUGAGAAUUCCAUAAUGAAAUAUUUUUAUACAUCUUUGAUUCAAAUCCUAUUUUCUAAAUAAAUGUGCUUAUAUGUG
This is a messenger RNA of Pecten maximus, 8644 nucleotides long. Its product is annotated as ERO1-like protein alpha. The transcript has 15 exons. Gene Ontology annotation, biological process: protein folding in endoplasmic reticulum. Gene Ontology annotation, molecular function: thiol oxidase activity; protein-disulfide reductase activity; FAD binding. NCBI's taxonomy places the organism in Eukaryota, Metazoa, Mollusca, Bivalvia, Pectinida, Pectinidae. Gene Ontology annotation, cellular component: endoplasmic reticulum; endoplasmic reticulum membrane. The coding region runs from base 54 to 1421 and encodes 455 amino acids. The record is from RefSeq and is a predicted model, not a curated record.